UUUUUGCAAAUAUUUUGUGUUUCAGUAUAUUUUGGAAAAUUCAAUAGCGGGUUAGCAUUAUACAGUUAUAAGAAUAGAGCUGCAAGGGACAGGAUUAUGCCUAAAUCAGCAUUGUUCGUUUGUCUUGGCAAUAUUUGUAGAUCGCCGAUAGCAGAAGCAACAUUCAAACAACUUGUGACUGAGAAAGGGCAGGCGAGUGAUUGGAUUGUGGACAGCGCUGCAACAUCAACAUAUCAAAUUGGUGAACCCCCAGAUUCAAGAGGACAGUCGUGCAUGAGAACGCAUAAUAUUUUUCGCCAUGUUGAAAAACACAGGGGUCGACAAAUAACAAAAGAUGACUAUCAAAAGUUUGAUUAUAUUUUUGGAAUGGAUGAUAAUAAUAUGAGUGAUUUAAAGCAAAUGGCACCAAAAGGUACUUGUAAAGAAAAGCUCCUUAAACUUGGAGAUUAUGACACUGAUAAAACCUAUGGGACCACUAUACAGGAUCCAUAUUAUUCAGGCAAUGAUAAAGAAUUUGAAAGAGUAUACCAACAAGUCAAAAGGUGUUGUUUAGGAUUUUUGGACUCUAUUUGACAUGAGCAUGAAAAGAAUGGCACAGUAAUAAACUCUGUGGCAAUACCUGUGGGCUAAACUGAUGUUAUGCCUCCAGACUUAAAUAAUUCUCAAAGUCCAAAUCUAUAAACAAUAUUUCAAUUCACAACAUCUUCCAACAGAAUAAUUGUUGUUUAAUUUUUUACAUAGAUGGAUCUGUUUCAUAUAUUUUGCGUUUUAUAAAGGCAUAUUGACAAACUAUUGUAAUGCCGAACUAUUUGCGUCGAAAAGUACUCUUCUUAUCUUGCAUCUGUGACUAGUUUUCGUGAUUUCAUAUUUAUAAAUAAAAGUCGCUGAACCCAAAUGGUGAUCAUAAUUUCAUGAACACUCUCAUUGCAAAAAACACAGUAGAAAGGAAGAGUUUCCUUGUACCUUCUUUAAUUUAUAACUUGUUGCCAUAAUAUUUAUAAGAUUAUAGCCAUUCAGAAAUGUAUAUAUGUGAACCGGGAUAUGGAUUUGUAUAGUUCCACUCCAGAUUUUGACCAUGGCUGGCUUUCUAUUACAUCUUCAAUAAUAACACAAUUUGGCAUAAGUUGAAAAUAAGAUAUCAACUUCUGAUACAAAUUAUUCUUUCACUCUGGCUACUAGAACACUAAUAAAAUUGAUUGAAAUUAAGUUUUGUAUUGAUAUGUUAUUGGGCAUAAAGUGAACCAAUGAACUAUUUUGCAGAAUUCUUUUCACCUCAAUUUUUUAUGCUUAUGGUAUUGCAAUGUGACAUUCUAUCAGGUUAGUCUGCCGAUCAUUUGAAUCCGACAUGGUGCUCAGCUGAUACUUUAUCAGUACUGGUGUGAAUUGCUACAGAAAAUCCCGGAUUUUAAGCUUCAUAUUAGUGGUUAGAUCUUUGUGUCCAUAUAUUAGAUCAUGCUCUCUUGUUCAGCUAAAAAUCCUCCAUUAUAAUUUUUCAG
Molecule: messenger RNA, 1496 nt
Organism: Styela clava
Lineage: Eukaryota; Metazoa; Chordata; Ascidiacea; Stolidobranchia; Styelidae
Source: RefSeq, a predicted model, not a curated record